Ichthyophthirius multifiliis is the source of this 1137-nucleotide messenger RNA. RefSeq lists its product as hypothetical. The record is from RefSeq and is a predicted model, not a curated record. Gene Ontology annotation, molecular function: adenylate cyclase activity. Gene Ontology annotation, biological process: cyclic nucleotide biosynthetic process; adenylate cyclase-activating G protein-coupled receptor signaling pathway; intracellular signal transduction. The transcript has 5 exons. Lineage: Eukaryota; Ciliophora; Oligohymenophorea; Hymenostomatida.
AUGAAAGAUAUUUUAUCUAUUCUUUUGCCUCGUUUUAUAAGAGAAAAGUUAUAUAUUAGUGGAGAAAACUAUGAUAAUAUAAGUAAAGAUUAAGGAAAACUAGCUGUUUUAUUUUGUGAUAUAACCAAUUUUGAUGACAUAAUGCUAAAAGAAGAAGAAAAUGUGAUAAAAAUACUUGACAUUUUAUAUAGGUAAUUUGACAAAUCUUGCAUUUCUAAUUAAGUAUUGAAGAUUGAAACUGUCGGUAAAACUUAUAUGGCGGCAGCAGGCUUAAAAGACGUAGACGAAUAUUAAUAAGAUUUAAAAUCUCUACUUGAUCCAGUAAAAAGAUGCAUUUAGCUAGCUUUAGAAAUGUAAGAAAUCGUCAAAAGCACAAUAAAUGAUGUUAAAAUAGAAAUUAAAAUCGGAAUAAAUUAUGGAACUGCAAUUGCAGGUGUUAUAGGAUUCCACAAACCUUAAUUUUCAUUAAUUGGAGAUACGAUUAACACUGCAAGUAGGAUGUGCUCGACAGCAGAAAAAGGGAAAAUCGUUCUUUCAGAAUAAGCUUAUAUGAGAAGGUAAAAGGAAAAGGCAUAAUAAUAAUUCAAAGAGGAAAAAGAUGACCUCAACAACCAUAAUGUGAAAAAAAUUAACCUUAAUCUUUGGAACGGAAAAAUGAAAAAUGAAUUUGAAAAAAGCGUUCUUAUGGAUGAGCUUGUAUUUGAAUAUUGGAGUACUUAAAUUGAUGAAAGAGAUUGUUAUGUUAUUAUAGGAAAUACAGAUCAUUAAUAAAGAGAACCUAUUUAGGAAGCUAUAAAUGUGCUUAAAAUGGCUUUUUCUAUGAUUGAUAUUUUAAGUAAAAAUAUAGUUCUUAUUUAAAAUUAAAUUAAUAUAAGAAUUGGAAUUCAUACAGGAAAAAUCGUUGGAGGAUUAGUUGGAACGUAAAUUAUUAGAUAUGAUAUUUAUGGAUAAGAUGUUCUUAUUGCAAACAAAAUGGAAAGCAAUGGAGUUAAAGGAGGAGUUACAGUAAGUGAAAGUACUAAAAAUUUAAUUGAAGAAUCAAUGGAAAGCUGUGAUUUUGAAUUUAUUGAUAAAGGAGAAGUUUAUAUUAAAUCAAUAAAUAAAACUGUUAAUACAUAUUUAGUGGAUAGAGUUUGA